CGGAGAGGGAGGAGGCGGCGCCGGAGGAGCCUCACAGGCCGUGGCCUCAGCCUGAGGGUGGGGACAGUGCGGGCCCGCUGAAUGUGGAGCGGCUGCUCCUGACCCUCUGCCUCACCCACCUGCUGUACGUUUACUACGUCUUCGCUAUACUUUACUUGUGCUGAUUCUGACAUCAGUAAUGACCGACCAGUCCGCUCUGCUCCUCAGGAAACAGCUGGCAGAACUAAACAAGAAUCCAGUGGAUGGAUUUUCUGCCGGUUUAAUAGAUGAUGACGACAUAUACCGAUGGGAAGUUGUUAUCAUUGGCCCGCCAGAUACUCUUUUUGAGGGUGGAUUCUUCAAAGCUCACCUGACUUUUCCGAACGACUAUCCUUUGCGGCCUCCAAAGAUGAAUUUCAUCACAGAAAUCUGGCAUCCAAAUGUUGGCAAGAAUGGUGAUGUAUGCAUUUCAAUCCUGCAUGAGCCUGGUGAGGAUAAAUUUGGCUAUGAGAAACCGGAGGAACGUUGGCUACCCAUUCACACUGUAGAGACCAUUCUCAUCAGCGUCAUCUCUAUGCUUGCUGAUCCCAACAGUGACUCACCUGCUAAUGUUGAUGCUGCAAAAGAAUGGCGAGAUGAUCCUUGUGGUGAAUUCAAGAAAAAAGUUGCUCGGUGUGUAAGAAAAAGUCAAGAAAUGGCAUUUGAGUAAAUUCUUCUUCCAACUUUGUGGAGUCAUGAGAGAGAACGUACCUCUCUUCUCACAAUCGCUGCCCAUUUCACAAUGGACGGCAGCCUGCAGCUCAGAAUUCUACGCGAAUAUGCUUGGAUACAAACAAAAAGCCCUCUCCGCAGAGAAAUACCCACUCAGAACUGUGACCCUGCAACUGACAUCAACAAAAAAGUUCAAUAUACCUUGAGUUUCAUCUGUUAUUUUCUACUCUUGCCAUGAAUUAUUUUUAUAUGUUUAAGUAUAUUUUGGACUGCUGGGGAAUCUGUUGUGUUAAGCGAGGCUUGUCUUUGUAUUUAAGAUUGCUGCUGUGUUUGCCUAAAAGUAAUUCACUGAAUCAUUAUAUCGUAUUAUGCAAAAAAAAAAUCAUCUGGAUGCAGUAAUAGUUCAGGGCUCAGGGCAAUUAGUGAUGAUGCAAAUUACCUUCCAAGUUCUCCUUAAAGCCAUUUUAUUGCUGUUGCAGUUUCAGGAAAUGCAGAGGCAGUUGACAUUACUGCAUUUGCCAUAUAUUUGAAAAUUAUAUGCAAGACUUAUUUUUGCUUUAUCUAUACAUUUAGAAUAUAAUAAGGAGACAGAUGGGAUGUUAAUAGCUGUGUUUCUUGCUAAAAUGAUAGUAAAACUAUUAAUCUUUAACUCUCUUACAUUAUUUUCAUAUUUGUUCUGAGCCUAAUAAACCAAAUUUAUUGUGGAAAUUUUGUGUCACUAAUAGUUCUGUCUGUCAAAAUCAUAAAAGCAUGAAUAUAACAAGGCAGACAAAACAAGUGGCAAAUGCAGUUAUAAAAACUCCAAGAUUAAUUUGGAAUUCCAGUAUUUUAAAAUACAAAUUGUUUUUGAUUUAAAUGGAAAAUGAAUCCAAAAUGAAUUGAAUUUUGAAAUUAAAAUUAAUUCUUUUUAAACAUUGGAUUUAUUUUAGAACUGAGGAAUAUUAGAUAGAUUAGAUUCCUCACUUGCAGUGUGCCAGCUUAGUAAUGCUCUUUCAAAUCUGAUGGUUUUUGGAUUUUAAAUUUGAACUCCUGUGGUCUACCUUUUCAGAGCACCAUCUGAGACAGCAAUGUCCAGAAUGAAUCUUUGAAUGUAAGGCUAAUCUAAAAAAUCAAUUACAUAUUUAUAGUUUGACUCAACUGGUCCAUAGCAGUGUUUUCCAUUGCAGCUCAACUGGAUUUUUAAAAUUGCAUAUUAUUUGGAGAGGCAAUUUAGCUAUUAUUCCUCUCUGAUCAAACAUCGCAGUUACAUUGAACAACUGUUUAUUAGUAUUUGAAACUGUACUUAUGCAAAGUAGGCUCCCUUGUCAGUUAUACCAUUUGUCAAUUAUUAUUUGUGCAUUCAUUAAUGAAUGUUCAACUUCUCUGUGUACACUUAAUUUAAUCGUAAUAUUUCUAAUGAGGGAAUUGCCUUUAUCCUAGAAUCUUUUCUACUUGUAGGAAAGGUUCAAGCUGUUCUGGAAAAUGUUAUCUGUUUCCAAAUUAUUGAUUUUUUUUUCAUCAGUAAAACAGAAUUCACCCUUUGUCCUUCUAAUGUCUGUCCUCAUAAUUACUCUCCCAUCACUCCUGAGUUCUCGUGUGUUCUGACACUUUGACUUCGAUUCUGCAAACCAGUCUUCAAAACUCCAUGGCAAGACCAAUUUCUCUGCUCCCCACUGCUACCAUAAAACACUAUUGGCCUUGUCUCAAUCUAUCAUUUUGAUUAUUAAACUGAAACCUUGUGACACUGCUCAUCCAAUGAAUGUGACUUUCCAAAAUUUUAGUUUCAUCUCUCAACAGUAAAUUGCAUCUAACACAAUAACCCUCAUUUUUUUUGAAUCUUAAAAAUUAAAGUGUAUAGAUGCUGGAAAUACAAGUUUGUGCAAUAUUUUGACAUUGUUCCUAGUUGACUGACUUUUCAAAAUUUAUCUAGCAAUGAAACCUGAAUCCAACUGAUAUUAUUACUGGAACUCUGUUUCCUGACCAUGGUCUGCUACAUGCUGCUGCAUUUCCAACUGUACUCUAUAUUUCCAAAUGCAGGCCUUUUGAAAAUUCUCAUGCUGCACCCACUUCAUUUUUACCUAAUUGCCUUACAUAAAAAAACAUCAAGUUGGACAUGACUAUUUACUGCAUUUGUUGUCUGUCCUUGUUUGAUUCAGCCACUUCCAAAUGCUUUUCAAAAUCUGAUUCUGAACCAAGGAUUCUAAGAGGUAUCAGGCUGUUCUUGGUUAACUGAUUUAGUUUCUGUCCUUGAACUUUGAAUUGAGCCCAGAGCUUUCUUUUGUACUAACACCUUGCGUACAGGAGGGAGUAUUUGAUUUCCUCUAUGCAUUCUUUUUUACCAUUUGUGGACUCUGAUGUACAGUAUUUGUUAUCUCCUCUAUAUAAUUUUUAACCUGAGCUUUUUUCAUGUAGUCUAUUUAAGAAAUCUUAUUUCUAGGUUUGAAAGUAUUAGGUAAAAUCUUCUAGCGAUAAGUUUUAUCGCAGGACAUUGGAAAGAUGGUUAAGAUGACUUCAAAUUACAAUAUAAAUUACAAUUACUCAGUACCAAUAGCAGCAGGUAAUCUACAAAUCAGAACUAGACAUCCAACAAUGCCUUAUUAUUGUAGUCUUAUUAAUCUUAUAGCAGCCAGGAUUUUUUUUAAAGAAUAAUCCUAUGGGAGAGUGUUUGCCCAUGGAUUAAAAAUGCCAAAAUUAAGCUAAGCAUACAUUUGGAAGAAUGGUUGGUACAAUGAGGGACAAUAGAUAGGAUCACCACCAAUUUCAGUUAAUUAUGCAUUUCUCCUCCUGUUGAACAGUGCCUUUAGUUUAACAGACCAACUGUUGAGAUUUCCCUCCCCAACACCCAUCACAGCCCUCAAAGAUCUUUAAACCUCACCUUUUUGGCCAAAUAGUUUGGUUAUUUCUCCUUUCACAUGCUCUUUAUCUUCAGUACAUAAAUUAAGUACCUUGAGAUGUUUUCUACAUUAAAAAUUGAUCAUAAUGCAAGUUCAUUAUUUUUAUUCUAUUCCAGCAAGAUUAAAGUGUAAGGAAUAUGCUUAUAUUUGCUCAAAUAAAAUGGGUACAUUUAAUUCUUAAGUCUUAAAAGUUAAAUUUACAAAGCCAGCUCCGGUUUAUAUUUUUUUAAAAAAUGCAUCAACAUGCAGCAAAUGUAUUUACAAUUAUCAAGUGUAAGGGACUAAAGUGACUGUUACUCUGAACACUUGUGCAUGUAACCUUAUGAAAUUUACCUGGAUUAUGAGGAAUAAAGCUUUUGUUGCAAGGAC
Molecule: messenger RNA, 3932 nt
Organism: Hypanus sabinus (Atlantic stingray)
Lineage: Eukaryota; Metazoa; Chordata; Chondrichthyes; Myliobatiformes; Dasyatidae
Gene: ube2g1b
Product: ubiquitin-conjugating enzyme E2G 1b (UBC7 homolog, yeast)
Exons: 6
Coding region: 179-688 (169 amino acids)
Biological process (GO): protein polyubiquitination; proteasome-mediated ubiquitin-dependent protein catabolic process
Molecular function (GO): ubiquitin conjugating enzyme activity
Source: RefSeq, a predicted model, not a curated record